AGUCAUGAAUUGCAGAAGCUUGACAACAGCUUUACUUUCUUCACUUCAUUAGUGUCAUGCAGUUGUUUUAGAAAUCUAGCGUGAGGAAACACUCAAUUUGCCACUUGUCUGUGGAUAUUACAUAUUGCUUUUCUCCAUUUCCACAUGCUGAAACUGUGUUUCUUCAUCUGUUUGAUAUACUGGGUGAAAUCAGAUGAGGAGAAAAAAUGUCCUGAAUUUACAGAUCUUAAUAUAGGCAAUGCUUUGUCUGGAACGGAACUCCGAGUGCAGCUGCUCCUAUACACCACGGACAAUCCAGACUGUUCUGAGAGACUCAUUGAGCACAAUGUUACUGCAUCUGAGUACCUUAAUACAGCCAAGAAAACUGUCUUUGUUAUCCAUGGCUUCAGACCGACCGGGUCUCCUCCAGCAUGGCUAGGUGACAUGAAAGAGCUUUUACUGUCUUCAGAGGAUAUUAAUCUCAUUAUAGUUGAUUGGAAUCGUGGUGCUACAACUGUGAAUUACCUGACUGCAGUUGAAAACUGCAGAAAAGUUGCAGAAAUACUGAAGAACUAUGUUGACCAGAUGCUGAUGCAUGGAGCUUCUCUUGACUCUAUAUAUAUGAUUGGAGUCAGUCUUGGGGCUCAUGUGGCUGGUUUUGUUGGCCAGAAGUAUAAUGGCAAACUUGGGAGAAUUACAGGUCUUGAUCCAGCGGGCCCUUCAUUCACUCACGAGCCGCCAGAGGGGAGACUGGAUCGUACUGAUGCACAGUUUGUUGAUGUGAUUCAUUCAGAUACUGAUGCACUAGGUUUCAAGAAACCUUUAGGAACCAUUGAUUUCUACGCAAAUGGAGGAACGGAUCAGCCUGGUUGUCCAAAAACAGUUUUCAGUGGAAUUCAGUAUUUUAAGUGUGACCAUCAAAGAGCUGUUUUCCUCUUCUUAUCAUCUUUGAAAAGAAAGUGUGACAUAAUAACAUAUCCUUGUAAUUCUUACUUGGAUUACAAGAGAGGAAAAUGUGUUGAUUGCAAUGCUUUCCAGCCAAUGUCCUGUCCAGUACUGGGUUAUCAUGCUGAUAGAUGGAAAAAAUGGUUGAUAGCAAAUAAUUCGCCAACAAAAGCUUAUUUUGAUACCUCGGACCAAGACCCAUUCUGCAUAUACAACUACUUACUGGACAUUACUACCUGGAAUAAAAGCAUUAGGAGAGGUUUCAUUAAAGUUAAAAUAACAGACUAUGCUGGAAACACAGUAGAAUCAGAGAUGAAUAGUGAAGCUUCAACAUUUCAGCAAUACAAGAGAGUCAAAAUACUAACUGGAUUUUACCAAGACAUUGAAAAAAUAUCAAAAAUUUCCUUGACCUUUUCUACGAAGACUUUAAUAGGCCCAAAACACAAGCUUAGGAUUCUCCAGAUGACCCUGAAAUCUCUUAAUAAUCCGGAAAGGUUGCAGCUGUGCAGAUACGAUUUUGUACUGAUGGAGAACACUGAACUGACCUUCAAACCUAUCCCUUGCUCUGAGAAGGGUACAUGAAGAGAGAGCUACUGCUAACUUAAUUUUUCUUACAGCAGUGACAUUUUGAUGCUUCCUCAGGAUAAAGACUGCAAUGAGAAAGAAAAUGAGAUAAGCUAGAUUUAUUUUCAAGUCUACCUGGUAAUAUGCAUUACUUGCUUCAAGUGCCUUAGGCUGAAAUUAAUUGAGAAGUUCGGACAUGUAUGUGUUUGGGAAAUUAUUCGAAUAAAAUAAAUGUAUCAUGGUGGAGAAC
This is a messenger RNA of Pseudopipra pipra, 1738 nucleotides long. RefSeq names its product lipase I (gene LIPI). Gene Ontology annotation, molecular function: glycerophospholipase activity; carboxylic ester hydrolase activity. The transcript has 10 exons. NCBI's taxonomy places the organism in Eukaryota, Metazoa, Chordata, Aves, Passeriformes, Pipridae. Bases 145 to 1506 code for a protein of 453 amino acids. Gene Ontology annotation, biological process: lipid catabolic process. The record is from RefSeq and is a predicted model, not a curated record.